GAGCCACAGGUUGCAACGUUACAGUAAACGGAAACCAGUUAUUGCGGGUAAUGGAUCUAAGCCGUCGGAUCGGAUGAUGGUCCCGACGGGACGACAAUGAGUGGUACACUGGUACUUCAGACGAGAUCUCGUGACCUCUGAUGAGAAAUCAUCGCCGCUGCUUCCAUACCACUUGAACGCAUCUUUUUUAGAUGCACGAGGACAGGCAGCUUUAAGCCAUCCAUCGUACCCUUUUCGUCCAGGAAGAAGACAUGGCGAACAAAGUGACAACCAUCUCCGAUCUGCUUCAACGAGUCGCCUCCUCCUGUCUCACACAUCGUCUUCCCGGAGGCCACGCGCUCGAAGACGGCGACUGCGAUGAGGGCGAAAUUGAUCGGGCUGAGGAAGCAAAGGCACAACCCAACGAAGAAGAGGAGGAGGAGGAGGAGGAGGGUCUUAGGAUCUGGGAAGAGGACGGUCAAAGGGCAUCCACUGUCCCUGGAUUUUCCCACAAGGUCAAGAUCAGGGAGAUGGAGGGGUUCAUGUACGAGGUGUUCGAUGCGGUCUCCGCGGUGAAGCGGGCGUACGUGGGUCUUCAGGAGGCGCACAACCCCUGGGACCCGGAGAAGUUGCGGGUGGCCGACGCGGCGGUGGUGGCUGAGCUCCGGAAGCUGGGGAGGCUGAGGGAUCGGUUCCGGCGGGGGUGCGUCAGCGCCUCCGCCGCUGGGCCGACGGCGGUGCCGCUGAGGGAUGCGGUGGCGCCGUACGAGGCGACGAUCGACGAUCUCAAGAGACAGCUGAGGGCGAAGGAAGUGGAGGCGGAGAGCCUCAAGGAGAAACUGCGGAGCGCCACGCUCGGCAGCUCGGGAAGGAGAGGGCGGCUCUAUUCCAGCAAGAGGUUCGGAUGCGUCGCUGUCCCCGGUGCGCCGGGCACGGCCACGCCGGAGCUGUUCGAGGCGUACAUGGAGAGAGUGAAGUUUGCGUCCAAGUCCUUCACCGGCCACCUCCUCUCCCUCAUGCGCUCCGCCCGCUGGGACAUCGUCGCCGCCGUCAGGACCAUCAUCGAUGCAGGCGGCGGCGACGACGCCGAAUACCGUCCUCUGGCCAUCCCCGACCUGGAGCCCCGCGACGCCAAGUACGCCCUGGAGUCGUACGUGAACCGCAAGUUGUUCCAAGGGUUUGAGAACGAGACAUUCUACCUAGAGGGGUCGCUGAGCUCGCUGAUCAACCCGGCGGAGUUCCGGCGCGACCGCUUUACCCAGUUCCGGGACAUGCGGGGGAUGGAACCGGAGCAGCUGCUGGGCAUUCUCCCCAGGUGCCCCUUCGGGCGAUUCGCGGCCAGCAAGUACCUGGCUGUCGUGCACGCGAAGUUGGAGGAGUCGCUGUUCGGCGCCGGGUCGGAGCAGCGGCGGCAAGUGCUGGAGGGGGCGCAUCCGCGGACGGGGUUCUACAGUGAGUUCCUCCGGCUGGCCAAGGCGGUGUGGCUGCUCCACCUGCUGGCCUUCGCGCUGGACCCGGCGCCGUCCCACUUCGAGGCGAGCAGGGGGGCGGACUUCCAUCCUCGCUACAUGGAGAGCGUCGUCCGGUUUGCGGGAGGGCGCGUGCCGCCCGGCUUGGUUGUUGGGUUUCCGGUCGGGCCGGGCUUUAAGCUUGGUGACGGAUCGGUGAUCCGCGCCAGGGUCUACCUCGUCCGCGGGCCCCUCCCGCGGCCUCAGUGACGCGGAAAUAAUUAACCACGGUGUAAUUCGUGGGGUGAGUAAAUCUGAGUUGCUAUUUCCGUCGAUUACGUUUGUAACAUGUUGAUCUAAUUAGUUUAAACCGAGCACAUCCUACUCCGAAUAA
This is a messenger RNA of Musa acuminata subsp. malaccensis (wild Malaysian banana), 1821 nucleotides long. RefSeq names its product protein GRAVITROPIC IN THE LIGHT 1. Lineage: Eukaryota; Viridiplantae; Streptophyta; Magnoliopsida; Zingiberales; Musaceae. Gene Ontology annotation, biological process: negative gravitropism; response to red or far red light. The record is from RefSeq and is a predicted model, not a curated record.